UGUUGAUGAAGAAUUUUGAUUUUUGAGUCUUGUUUUCAUUUCUCUUAAAUCAGUUUUUCUCAUUUAUUUUUAUUUAAUUUUAAUUCUUUUUUAAUUAAUCAUCUCGUGGGUUAACCAUCAUGGAUCCAGACCCACCGAUAGAUAUAAAUGCCUACCUCUUGCCAUUCAUAAUAACCAUUGGUCUCUGUUUAACUGUAUUGUUUUGUUUCAUGAUUUUGCAGAUAAUGAGAUGUAUACGGAACCUCCGGCGAGGAAGUAAAUAUAGAUUAAAGAAAAAGUAUCUCAAACAAAUUCCAAUCACCAAAUAUCAAAAAGGUGAACAGUUUGAUACUUGUGCAAUUUGUCUUGAUGAAUAUACCGAAGGCGAGAAGCUUCGAGUCCUUCCUUGUGGCCAUUUAUACCAUGUGAAAUGUAUCGAUCCAUGGUUAACCAAGAACCGAAAAGUUUGCCCUGUAUGUAAAGGGCAGGUCAUUUUACCUGGAAUGAGUGAAGACUCUGAUUCUGACUUUGAAAAUGAAGCAAAUGAAGAUGGUGCCAAUGAACGAACACCUUUAAUUGCUAACAAUUCCAAUUUAGAUGCAUCAAUUUCAUCUCGUCAAAUUGCCAAUUACGCUGGAACCUUAUCAAGUAACUUUCGCUUAAGAUUUGACCGAAGUACUCAAGUAAAUCCAUCCAGGCGUAAUUCAUCAAUCCUCGCCAGUAUAGAAGCCGAUAUAACACCCAUCACACUGGCACCUGAACAUUCAGUUAAUUGUGAAAAUCGAGUGGAAUCUCCGCCACCAGAUCAAUGGUUAACCGAUGCUCUAAUACAAUCAAGGCAUAGGCUAUUUCAGCAAGUGAUAAGAGAAGCAGCCUUUCCCAAUUUAAAUCAAAACAAUGAUGUUACUAUUAAUCCAAACAUUCAAUCAACAACAACAACAACAACAACUACUCCCAAUACUACAACUACAACCACAAUUACAACUGUAUCUAUUAACAAUACCCGAUCAUCAACAGUAAAUAAUGAUAUCAUUGUUUAAACGGUAAAUCUCAGCUCCUAAUCAAUUCAAAUCAUCACUAAAUAAUCAAAUAUACUUGUGAUGACUUUGAUAUUGAUGAUGAUAAAAAAAAAGACUAAAUCAUCAUGUAAAAUUGUAAAAAGUGAAAAAAUAAUCAAUAUCUCUCAAAAUCCAUAUUGUAGUGAAUCAAGAAAAUUUAAUCACACAAACACACUAAAUGUAAUCAUCAAAUCAAUUAAGUGUCGGUGAAGAGCUAACAAAAAGUGAUCCAAGUAAAAGCUUAAUUGAAAAACCUAAUCAACUUCACCUUUAAUACACAUUCAAAUUGUUAAUUGUUUAUUUUAACGCAAACAAAAUUUAAUCAAAAAAAAAAGAGGUAAUUAUUAUUAUUGUUUGCCUUUUUGUAAUAAUAAAAAAUUUCUGUCAAA
Molecule: messenger RNA, 1426 nt
Organism: Panonychus citri (citrus red mite)
Lineage: Eukaryota; Metazoa; Arthropoda; Arachnida; Trombidiformes; Tetranychidae
Product: E3 ubiquitin-protein ligase Godzilla-like
Exons: 4
Coding region: 120-1019 (299 amino acids)
Cellular component (GO): cytoplasm; nucleoplasm
Source: RefSeq, a predicted model, not a curated record